AUGUCUUUAUCAGUUGCAGGAAAGAAAGCUGGACCAAUUGGGUUCGGGUUAUUGGGGCUUUCCAGACCUCCAGCCAUCCCCUAUGACCAAGCAAUCAAAGUCAUGAAAGCCGCCCUCAACCACGGUGCCAACCUCUGGAACGGCGCCGAAUUCUACGGCACCCCCACAGAAAACAGCCUACACCUUCUAAACCACUACUUCACAACCUACCCCGAAGACGCAGCCAAAGUAAUCAUCACCCUCAAAGGCGCCUUCACUAUGAGCAUGUCUCCUCCCGGACCCCAAACCAACACCGCAGGCAUCCGCCAAAGCAUCGACAACUGUCUCGCCAUCCUCGACGACAAAGUCUUCCUCGACGUCUUCCUCCCCGCCAGAAUCGACCCCGAUGUUCCCAUUGAAGAAACCGUCACCGCGAUAGUCGAGUACAUCAAAGCCGGGAAAAUCGGCGGCUACGGUCUCAGCGAAUGCAGUGCUCAAUCCAUCCGUCGCGCCCACGCUAUCCACCCUCUUUCAAUGAUCGAAAUCGAACUAUCCCUCUUUGCAACCGAGAUCUUCAGCAAUGACGUCGCAGACGUAUGUGCAGAGCUUCACAUCCCGAUCAUUGCCUACUCGCCCCUCGCUCGCGGUUUCCUCGCUGGAGGAAUCAAGAAAGCGGAGGAUUUGCCGCAAGAUGAUAUCAGGCGCCGCUUCCCGCGUUUCCAGGACGGGGCGUUGGAAGCGAAUAUCAAGCUUGCGGAGAAGGUGAGGGAGGUUGCCGAGAGGACGGGGUUUACGAUGGCGCAGGUUGCUAUUGCGUGGGUGAGGAGACAGGGGGGAAGGUUGGGGACGGUUAUUCCGAUUCCGGGGUGUACGACUUUGGGGAGGCUGGAGGAUAAUAUGAGGGUUGUUGAGGUGGGGGAGGAGGAGUUGAAGGUGUUGGAUGGGUUGAGUGAGAGGAUGAGGGUUGUGGGGGAGAGGUAUCCGGAGGCAUUUUUGAAGUAUACUUAUGUUUAG
Glarea lozoyensis ATCC 20868 is the source of this 993-nucleotide messenger RNA. RefSeq names its product NAD(P)-linked oxidoreductase. The transcript has 2 exons. The record is from RefSeq and is a predicted model, not a curated record. Gene Ontology annotation, cellular component: cytoplasm. Bases 1 to 993 code for a protein of 330 amino acids. Lineage: Eukaryota; Fungi; Ascomycota; Leotiomycetes; Helotiales; Helotiaceae.